Molecule: messenger RNA, 1722 nt
Organism: Homarus americanus (American lobster)
Lineage: Eukaryota; Metazoa; Arthropoda; Malacostraca; Decapoda; Nephropidae
Exons: 3
Coding region: 32-874 (280 amino acids)
Source: RefSeq, a predicted model, not a curated record
UUAUGGUGUUGAUACUGUUGAGGAGUACUGUAUGGUGGAGACUCCCUUAGAGACUCUUUAUGGUGUUGGUACUGUUGAGGAGUACUGUAUGGUGGAGCCUCCCUUAGAGACUCUUUAUGGUGUUGGUACUGUUGAGGAGUACUGUAUGGUGGAGACUCCCUUAGAGACUCUUUAUGGUGUUGGUACUGUUGAGGAGUACUGUAUGGUGGAGACUCCCUUAGAGACUCUUUAUGGUGUUGGUACUGUUGAGGAGUACUGUAUGGUGGAGACUCCCUUAGAGACUCUUUAUGGUGUUGGUACUGUUGAGGAGUACUGUAUGGUGGAGCCUCCCUUAGAGACUCUUUAUGGUGUUGGUACUGUUGAGGAGUACUGUAUGGUGGAGACUCCCUUAGAGACUCUUUAUGGUGUUGGUACUGUUGAGGAGUACUGUAUGGUGGAGACUCCCUUAGAGACUCUUUAUGGUGUUGGUACUGUUGAGGAGUACUGUAUGGUGGAGACUCCCUCAGAGACUCUUUAUGGUGUUGGUACUGUUGAGGAGUACUGUAUGGUGGAGACUCCCUUAGAGACUCUUUAUGGUGUUGGUACUGUUGAGGAGUACUGUAUGGUGGAGACUCCCUCAGAGACUCUUUAUGGUGUUGGUACUGUUGAGGAGUACUGUAUGGUGGAGACUCCCUUAGAGGCUCUUUAUGGUGUUGGUACUGUUGAGGAGUACUGUAUGGUGGAGACUCCCUCAGAGACUCUUUAUGGUGUUGGUACUGUUGAGGAGUACUGUAUGGUGGAGACUCCCUCAGAGACUCUUUAUGGUGUUGGUACAAACUUUUGGAGCUCAAGAGCCUCUGAUUACACAACACUUGUUAUGAAGCAGGUGAGGUGAUUAUUGUAUUGUAUAAUCAGUAAACGUUGAAUAAUUGUGUGAAUAUCUGAUGAUUAUUAAAUAUAUUGGAACACCUUGGCCACGCCUGAAUGUUUGCCGGCUUAUAUGGUAUUGGAACACCUUGGCCACGCCUGAAUGUUUGCCGGCUUAUAUGGUAUUGGAACACCUUGGCCACGCCUGAAUGUUUGCCGGCUUACAAGGCAUUGGAACACCUUGGCCACGCCUGAAUGUUUGCCGGCUUAUAUGGUACUGGAACACCUUGGCCACGCCUGAAUGUUUGCCGGCUUAUAAGGUAUUGGAACACCUUGGCCACGCCUGAAUGUUUGCCGGCUUAUAAGGUACUGAAACACCUUGGCCACGCCUGAAUGUUUGCCGGUUUAUAAGGUACUGGAACACCUACAGAUGUUUGUUGCUGAUAAUAUAAAGUUUGUGCAGUGAUCCAUCCAGUGUAUUACUGAGCCUCUUAUAUUUACUGCAGUUAAUCACCAGUACUCUACAGUAAAGAGGAAUUCACAGUUUUAUAUAUUUUUGGGGGGUUUAAGUCAGAUUUUGUGUUAACAAUAGGAAGGUUGCAGUGAACAUCCUGCAUGCUACUAACCUAACCUAACCUUACCCCCCCAGAGUACAGGACUGGCGUGACUGAUGGCUCACUCAACACACCACUAAUGCUCCACCAACCCUGCCUCACCUGGGAUUGAACCUGUCUCUCAUGGAUUGGAAGUCCAAUACACUUCCAUAUGAAUCUACUAUAUAGUGUGUGUGUAAUUAAAGUACACCAAUUCCCCCAUUAAAGUUGUUUCGGUCAACGUCGUUUCGUUAUAACGUCUUUGAAAAAAAUUAUGUAUGAA